Messenger RNA from Pelmatolapia mariae (spotted tilapia), 4861 nucleotides. RefSeq names its product transforming acidic coiled-coil-containing protein 1-like. The coding region runs from base 355 to 1890 and encodes 511 amino acids. NCBI's taxonomy places the organism in Eukaryota, Metazoa, Chordata, Actinopteri, Cichliformes, Cichlidae. Gene Ontology annotation, cellular component: cytoplasm. Gene Ontology annotation, biological process: cell population proliferation; mitotic spindle organization; cerebral cortex development. The transcript has 15 exons. The record is from RefSeq and is a predicted model, not a curated record.
GCCGUGUGAGUCAGUGCUGUUUAGAGCAGAGCGGCAACAGAAGCAGCUGCAGCAGUGUGAGGCACGUUUCUCUCUCACGAACGUCAACAAAGCAGAAGAGCAGGAUGGGAAAUCUAAGCGGCUAAGCAAGAGGAGGAAGUGAGACAGCAAACAGACAAGGCAAAAGAAGAGGAAGAGAAUCAAAAACACAGAUCGUGCACUCGUGUUUGCCUUUCUUUUCUUUUCUUUUCUUGCGGCACUCCAAGAUAAACUGCCAGUUUCGUUGACAGCAGUAGUAAUCGAAACAGAGGAAGAGGAAGGUCACUAUUAAUUCUUAGAAGUGUCGUCACGCUCGGGACUGAACGUGUCGCAAGGAUGUCCUGGUUGUCGCCGGUCCAGUGGGCGAAAUGGACGUGGUCAGCAGUGACUGGAGGUUCAGCUGAUGAUGGGCAGCCCGCAGCGAAGAAUAACAGAGAAGACAUUUCGGACUCCGAGGGGACCUUCGAGACUCCAGAGGCCGAGUCUCCGAGUGUUGUGAAGCUGCUGGGCCAACUGGACAACUCCAACCACUCAGUUUUUUCUGAUGUUACAAACCACAUUCUGAAUACAGUCUCCAGCCAGGAUCUUGGUACCGCUCCCUCCCAAGAGGUCGAUUCUCUUAACAACCUUACCAGCUCCUCGCCUGACAACAGCGGCUUCAGUUUGGAUCAGAACCUUAAUUUGACCCUCAGUAACAAACCGGGUCCCGAAGUGGUCAUUUCCCCAUCAAAGACUCUUCCACAGGCUGCCCGGCCUCCGACGCUGUCUGUCGUCUCUCCGCUGAACAAACCCGAUCCAUCCGAGGUGGAUGACGAGGCUCCGGUGACGUCCGACUCAAGCCCGGAUUCAAACUUGACUCUCAGUCAUGACAUUAGUGUGGAUUCGGAUUUGCUCAAUGGCAACAUGGACUCUGACAUUUCGCUGUCAAGCACAAAACUGACCUGCGAGCCCAAAGGGUCAAUUAUCACGAACUCCUGCAAAGUAAAGCAGAACCAGCCGAUCCAGAACGACUUUAACGGACAGGAUGACCAUCAUGGAGACCACGCCACAGAUGAGGAGAAACUGGCGAGCAGCGUCGGGGUCAAACCAGAAAAGGACCAGAACAUCCAAGAUUGCCAGUUGACAUCCAAACCUGAGGCAUCAGACUGCUGCUCUGUGCAGUAUGAAGACACGUGCAAAUUGAAGAACAAGUUGGGGGGAAGUGAGAUGCAGAAAACGGGAAGUCAGGUCCUGGAUUCCAUCUGCAUCAGUGAGGCAGAAAAACAGGCUGUUCUCACCCUUAUCAGAGAGGAGAUCAUCACUAAGGAGGCUGAAGUCAGUGACUGGAAGAAAAAGUAUGAAGACUGCAGGAAAGAAGUGGAUGAGAUGAGAAAGAUUGUUGCGGAAUAUGAGAAGACAAUCGCUCAGAUGAUUGAGGACGAGCAGCGCAACACUGUGAGUGCCCAGAAGGCUUUGCACACAGUGACAAUGGAGAAAGAUGCUGCUCUGGCAGACCUGAACUCAGUGGAGCGCUCGCUUUCUGACGUCUUUCGCCGUUACGAAAAUAUGAAGAGCACCCUGGAGGGCUUUAAGAAAAAUGAAGAGGUGUUGAAGAAGUGUGCACAAGAGUAUCUGGCCAGAGUCAAGCAGGAGGAGCAGAGAUACCAAACACUAAAGCUGCAUGCAGAGGAGAAACUGGACAAAGCUAAUGAGGAGAUCGCUCAGGUGCGUGCAAAGGCGAGCGCAGAAAACAUGGCGAUGACCGCCAGCCUGAGGAAGGAACAGAUGAAGAAUGAGUCUCUGGAACAAGCCUUGCAGCAGAAGAAUCAAGAGAUCGAAGAACUGACAAAAAUCUGUGACGAGCUGAUUGCCAAAAUGGGAAAAACAGACUGAGGAUUUCUUUAUGGGAAUCAACCAUGAUUGUCCGUUCCUCUGGCCCCAUGCAUGCAUUCAGCCCUGAAGCAGUUCUUAUACCCUGUGCCUGCCCUGCAUCUCAGAGCCUGCUUAUGUACAGACGUCUAAAGUAACUUCUUGUAUACUACGAUUGCACUACAUGUGACAGGAACCGAGAACGCUCUAUACAUGUUAAUUACGUGUGAUUAUCUUAGUUUGUUUUGACUUCGUGCCCAUUUUGAGGCCAUCUGGGGCCCUUGUGCUUUUGUCAAUCAUUCCAGCAAACAACAGCUCACUUGUGACUCAACUUAAUUUUCCCAGCAGCUUAACCGCUAAAUUCCCAGCAACUCCUCAUGCAGGGUGACAUCAGAUUUAAUCUAGGUCGAGAUUUAUUUUAAAGUUACAUUUCAGCUCGGUUUUGUAGAAGGAAUAUUUUCUAUAAAAGAAGCAGUCUAUAAAAUGUAUUUUUCUACGACGCAAACGUGAGUUUUAUGCUCACCGAGGAAGGCUCAGGGGUAUUUCGUCAGGGUUGAAUGAGGUCAAGGUUAAAGUCAAGCUGCACAAAACGGGAAGAAAGGGGUUUAGGAUCAUUUGAGGAAGUACAGCAGCCCACAGAGGCUUUUGUUUGUUUGUUCAGUUAUGAUAUUGAAAGCAAGCUGCACAUAAUUAAUAUCAUUUGUUUAAACUGGUUCAGACGGCGGCACAUUUGGGAUGCUCGACAAUUCAAAAAGCCACAGAAUAUUAAUCAGUCACUUUAUAUGUAAAAAAAAAAAAUUAACCUGACAAUCACAUAAACAUUCACGGCUUCAUCCUAUGUGCAUAAACACAAAUUUGACUAACUAACUGGUGUUAAUGAUCGCAAACAGCUGGAAAAGAGAAAAACAGUCACUCUGUAUGUCAGCUGAAGGCUAAAGGCUAUUAUAUUAUUUUAAGUGCUGCUGUACUGUGUGUCAACAGUUUUUGUUUAACUGUCAGUAUGUCACAGAUUGCUCACUAAAUCACAUUUAUCUCUCAGACUUUGACACCUUUGUAUUUUUUUCCAUUGCUUAUGUGCGAUGAUGAACAUGUGAGCCUUAUUGCUUGUGUUUACAGCAGUACACUAGUAAUGCAACAGAAAAAUAUCAAUUUAUUGCAUGUUUACUUUCACAUCUUUGCAUUUUUCAGAAUGCACAGUUUUUUCUUAGCGCGCCAAUAAAAACUAGAUCGGCACAGUGCCGCAACAACAGUAAAAUUAGAGCUGGUUCCCAUAUUAUACAGGAAAAAAAGUUUUCUCUUUUAGAAAAACAAAAGAAAUGUGUGAAAAGAUCAAAGCUCAUUCAGGUUUUAUCAUAAACUAAAAAUAUAAGCCUUUCAUUUUAGUGUUGGUACUUUUUGGUCAGUCACUACUGUAACUUUCUUAAUGUCGGAUAACUUAAUUGGCUUUGUAACUUCAGCCCCUGUAAUUAUUUAAAUAUAUAUUUGUGAAUUAGAAAUGACGAUCUCACUCCUGUGUGGAAGCGACUUGAGCGUUUGUACAUCCUUCCUGAAUAAACCUAAAUAUAAUUUGUUCUGCUAUGUUUGAUUUUUGUUUUCCUGUCUGAGUUCUCUGUUUGUGUCAGUGUGCACGUGAUGGCCACAUCUUUGGACUCGCUGCUGAUUACGAUCCAUAGCGCUUACAUUUUGCACAUACAUUACAUUUUAUAUGCACACUGUAAAAAGCUUUAGUAGUUAGAAAAACAAACAAAUUACCUCAUAAUUCUGUUAAUAACACCAAACUCUAACCGUGUGUCUCUCCCUGGUAAAGCUUGCUUUAAGUCAAUUACAGCAGUGUGCUGGCUGUGCAUCAUAGAUGGAGAUUACAACGAUAAGACUUUAAUGCCCUCAGACACCUUCCCCUCCAGCUCCACCUCAACCUACGGUGUCUCCUCCAUCAGACGCUCAUCUCGGCUCAUCCACUCUUUCUCUGGACUCUUGAAAAGACACAGUGACCCAUCGCCCUGCUGCCAUGAAGACUGCUCUGGCUGUGCUGCUGCUCAUCUCUCUGGCCUGCCACAGCACUCUCUCCUGUUCUGUCUGUGAAGGCCAUGCUCUCAAAUGUCACACAUGCGUGGCGUCCAAUGAGGAAGACUGCAACCGUCAGGGCUCCACCCCCUGUCCUCAGUACGCUGAUGCCUGCUCCACCAUCACAGGGCCCAACACAGUUAUGAAGUCGUGCACAUACAAGGCCUUCUGUGAGAAGGCUAACAGCGGCACUUCCGGAGCCAAGAUGCAUUGCUGCUUUGGCGAUGACUGUAACGGGCCCCACAAGAGUCACAGCCACGGUGGUCAUCACAACAGCACAGGGGCAAUUUCUUCCAGCCCAGUCCUGCUGAUCACAGCCCUGCUUCUGCGUAUGGCCUUGAGUCAGCUGUAAAUUCCUCCACCCCCUCCUCCCUUUUUUUGUUUUGUUUUCCUUCCAGUGAUUCAUCACCUCCUCUUUAUCUGUUUUAUUUUUAAGUUCAAAAAAGGGAUUUGAGUUGCAGAGAGUUUCAUGUGGUUUGAGACAAAUAUCGUGUUUCAACGAGGGUUUUUGACGGCUGUGGUGGAAGGGAGUGUGGUCUGUUCUGCAGGUACAAGCUGCUUUAAAGCAGCUUCCUUUGUCUAAGUUAUCAUCCUCUCAAACAGUAACCUUGUUCUCUGUAGCAGCUUGUUGAAUUUAAGAGGAUUUGAACCUGGGGAGUGUUUGUGGUGAAUAAAUGUGUACAAAGUUAAGAACAGCUCACAGCUCUGAUGCACCCAGGGGGGGACUCGGGUGUGGUUUUGGUAACUAAGUGCUGGGGUGCCUCACUAGUUUAGUGCACAGCUAGCUUGCUUCACACCAUAGAACCACAAAACGAAUCUCUUCCGCACGGUAAUCUGAAACUGAUUUAAAAGGUUUAAAAUUGUCUGUGAUGAUGCUUUGUUAUUUUAUCUGUAUGCAAGCUUGUCUGAAUAAAGACCUAAUCACACCCUC